This is a messenger RNA of Brassica rapa (field mustard), 1619 nucleotides long. RefSeq names its product BAG family molecular chaperone regulator 2. The record is from RefSeq and is a predicted model, not a curated record. NCBI's taxonomy places the organism in Eukaryota, Viridiplantae, Streptophyta, Magnoliopsida, Brassicales, Brassicaceae. Gene Ontology annotation, molecular function: protein binding.
UUUUAUUUUAGAUUCAUCAUAUUUACAUACAAGAUCACUAUGAUAGUUUCUUAUACUUUAUAACUCUGAGUUAAUCAGUAAGCUAUAUUUUAUAAAUUGUGAAUUUGUCGUUAUUUCAAAAGUUUUCAUGCAUUAUUAAUUUUCCAAAUUGGUCCUACCACAUGGCGAUGUUUACACCAAGAUUCAAGUUUACCCGAGAAUCGUAAUCACCUUGAUUGGCACUACAGAACAAGUUAAACUACUGUCCGUUUUACUUGAUUAGGUAUAUGAUUAAACAACUAUCAUCGCUACUUUUUUAUGUUUUUCUUUUAUCAUCUACGACCAUCGAAAGGCGUGGUAUAUGCUUUUUGUACAUUCAAUAUAUAAAUAGUAUUGACAAACAAAAAAACAACAAAUUAUGAAAUUAAUUCGUCAAACUGAGAUAAAUUUUAAUACAACAAGGUCGGUCCGCCAAAAAUUUAAAUAAAACACAGCCUACCCAUAAUAACUUAUAAUUAAUAAAAAUCCUAUAAUUUUGAUUGUUUUUGCUUGCAUUUUUUUCGUGUUCGAUCCUUCAAUCAAGGAACCAUUGUUUAUUAUCAGUCGAACCAUCGCCCAUGUGCCUGAAGCUCUUCUCUUAACAGACUCGAUUAAUCAUAUUUAAAUCUGAUUUUUCCUUUGUCGGCACAUAUUCAUGGCUUUUCUUAUUGUAUAUUAAGUGACUCCACAUUAUUACUUUACAAACAUUAUUAAAAGAGGAGGACUUGUAAAUUGCAAAAAGCAGCUUGCACAUGCAAGUAUGUAUGUGGGUUUGUCCUUUACUUAACCUCUUGUCUCCUAUAAAAACCACCUAAAUGUUUCCAUGUUUAUGUAUCCCAAAGCUCGAGAGAAAACAGAAGAAAAUAUUAAACAGAAAACACCAGAAAUCAAAGUAGAAAGAGAUGAUGAAGUUCAAGUCUAAGAGAUUUGGGAUUAGAUUUGGUUUUGGUAAAAGAACCAACAACAAAGGCACACAACAAGAUCAACAGCAAAAGGGAUUGGGUAAUAGCAACAACAAUAUUAGCUGCUGCAAUAAUGAAAUCAAAUGGGAACUUAGACCAGGAGGUAUGCUUGUUCAAAAAAGACAAGAGAGCAUUGGUGAUGACUUGAUCUCCAUUAGAGUCUCUACUUUUGCUAAUUUUCAUGAUCUAUCCAUUGAAGCAACCUCCACUUUUGGAGAACUUAAGAUGGUACUAUCACUGCUUACCGGUUUAGAGCCAAAACAACAAAGGCUAUUAUUCAAAGGGAAAGAAAGAGAGGAUGAUGAAUAUCUACACAUGGUUGGUGUUGGAGAAAAAGACAAGGUGUUGUUGUUAGAAGAUCCUGCCUUCAAAGAGAAAAAGCUUCUUGAUCGUAACAACAUUUCCGCUUCUUGUCUCACUAUAAUCGUAUAAACAACUAAACAAAUUUGUCAAAUUAGUUGUUUGUUAAGUACUUCUAAGUAAAAUAUAAAAGCAGCCAAGAAUAGUUACUAGAUAGGAUUGUCAUACAUAAUGCACUAUACUAAUCAUAUAAAUUUCUAUAUUGAAUUUGUAAAAUUAAUGUUUACAUGUAAUAUAUUUUAAGGUUUUCAGAAAGUUUCAUACUCUUAGUUUGUUUUA